UCGCUCCCGCAGAGCUACUUCCGGCGCGGCGUGUCUUGGUGAGAGCAGGGACCCGGAGCUCCUACCCUCCUCCUGCGGAGUCCCCUUCUCCGAGGGACAGGUGGUCUCCCAAUCCCCAGUAAACAGAACUGGCCGCCGUUUGAAGAGCGGGACCAUGGAAAGCAAACCGUUGGUGGUAUCGAAACAGAAGACAGAAGUGGUGUGUGGGGUCCCCACGCAGGUGGUCUGCACAGCUUUCAGCAGCCACAUCUUGGUGGUAGUGACCCAGUUCGGGAAGAUGGGUACCCUGGUCUCCCUGGAGCCCAGCAACGUGGCCAGCGACAUCAGCAAGCCAGUGCUCACCACAAAAGUCCUUCUCGGGCAAGAUGAGCCUCUCGUCCAUGUCUUUGCAAAGAACUUGGUAGCGUUUGUGUCUCAAGAAGCCGGAAACAGAGCAGUCCUCCUCGCCAUGGCAGUGAAGGACAAGAGCAUGGAGGGGCUGAAGGCCUUGAAGGAGGUGAUCCGGGUGUGCCAGGUUUGGUAACCUGGAGUCAGCAGCACACACUACUCAGCAGAACUGGCUGGACACUCAGUCCCUUUGCAGGGUCUCGUAGACCAGUCCUUAGGCACAGUCACAAGGAAGAUUUCUCUUGACUAUAGCCACAAAAAACAUUCAUGCUUCAGGCAGACCCUCACUAUUGGUUACUGUAUCACAGUGGGUGGCAGAAGCAGCAAGGGCAUUGGGAGUGGUUCUCACUGGACUCUGAUCCUUGCAUCUACUUGGGAAUGGGCAGCAUGAAUCAGCUGGCAUGACUUGUGGCACCCUUUGGCAGUGUCACUUGUAGGGCGAAGGUUUUUUACUUAAAGUGAAUAUCCCAUGAUA
Molecule: messenger RNA, 862 nt
Organism: Heterocephalus glaber (naked mole-rat)
Lineage: Eukaryota; Metazoa; Chordata; Mammalia; Rodentia; Bathyergidae
Gene: Psmg3
Product: proteasome assembly chaperone 3
Biological process (GO): proteasome assembly
Source: RefSeq, a predicted model, not a curated record